Microthlaspi erraticum is the source of this 1563-nucleotide messenger RNA. NCBI's taxonomy places the organism in Eukaryota, Viridiplantae, Streptophyta, Magnoliopsida, Brassicales, Brassicaceae. The record is from the annotation of a GenBank genome assembly.
AUGCCCUUCUUGGACGCAUGUAUGCUCAUCCCUCCCUAUCAGAAAUUUCUCAAGGACGCUGUAACCGAGAGAAGAAAAGAGGUUCAGGGUAUGGUCGUUCUUUCUCAGGAAUGUAGCGCAAUCAUCACUAGGAAAGUGGUUGGGAAGAAGUUUGAGGAUCCAGGCAGUUUCACUCUUCCUUGUUCUAUUGGUCCUCUGGCAUUCAACCGAAGCUUAUGUGAUCUUGGAGCAGGCGUAUCUGUAAUGCCACUCACAGUAGCUAAAAGGCUUGGGUUCGAGAAGUAUCAAAAGUGCGACGUUUCCUUGGUACUUGCGGAUAGAUCAGUACGCAUCCCAGUGGGUAUGCUCGAGGACUUGCCUGUGCGAGUAGGAAACGUGGAGAUACCCACUGACUUUGUUAUCCUUGAGAUGGAUGAAGAACCCAAGGAUCCGCUGAUCUUGGGAAGGCCCUUUUUGGCAACCGCUGGAGCUAUCAUCGAUGUUCAGAGAGGGAAGAUUGAGCUAAACUUUGGAGAUGACUUCAAGCUCAGCUUCGACAUCAAGAGAUCGAUGAAGAAACCAACCAUUGAUGGACAGCUCUUCUGGGUAGAGACUUUGGAUCAGUUGGCAGACGAGUAUCUAGAGGAGUUAGCCACAGAGGACCAGCUUCAGCUAACCUUGACUGAGAAAGCAGAGGAAAAGAGCUACUUCAACACCGAAUCCUUGGAGUAUGCUCGACUCUUAGACUCCCACAGAGGGACUGUUCCCAAUGACGUGGUUGAGGAAAUCAUAGGACGCUCCGUGAGAGUUGAGGAAAUCCACAAGGUAGAGGCAGAGCACGACCUCGAGCAACCUUCAGACGAUGACUGGAGCGAGCUCAAAGCCCCAAAGGUGGACCUCAAGACCUUACCAGAUGGGCUAAGGUACGCAUUUCUUGGACCAAAUUCAACUUAUCCCGUAAUUGUGAACCAAGAACUUACCCCACCCCAAUUAACCUCCCUCCUUAAUGAGUUGAGGAAGUUCAGGAGAGCAAUUGGUUACUCUUUAGAGGACAUCAAAGGCAUAUCUCCUGAGCUUUGUACUCAUCGCAUUCACCUUGAUAACGAAUCUAAGGGAUCUAUUGAACACCAAAGACGCUUAAAUCCCAACCUCAAAGAGGUGGUGAAAAAGGAAAUCCUUAAGUUGCUUGACGCCGGCGUGAUCUACCCUAUCUCGGAUAGUACUUGGGUCUCGCCGGUACACUGUGUGCCCAAGAAAGGUGGAAUCACAGUAGUCAAGAACGAAAAAGACGAAAUGAUCCCAACCAGAACCAUAACCGGUCACCGAAUGUGCAUAGAUUACCGAAAGCUCAAUGCGGCGACUAGGAAGGAUCAUUUUCCACUGCCUUUCAUCGAUCAGAUGCUUGAGCGGUUGGCAAACCAUCCUUUCUAUUGCUUCCUUGAUGGCUAUUCGGGAUUCUUUCAAAUCCCCAUCCACCCUAAUGACCAAGAGAAAACACCUUCACAUGUCCCUAUGGAACUUUUGCCUAUAAACGUAUGCCCUUUGGAUUGUGUAACGCUCCGGCGACUUUCCAAAGGUGCAUGA